GCGACUGCGCGCUCAGGAGGCUGUGUGCGAGCCCGGCCCCUGGGGACCCCGCCAGCCGAACACCCCUCACGCCAUCUUCCCGGGUUCGCGCCCCGGCUCCGCUCUGGCCGCCCGACCGCUUCCGGACUCCCAGUAGGGAGGAGCCCGAGCCUCGAGCACAGGACGGUGAUCAGUCCCCUCCGCCUCGCUCCACUGCUCACACUGGGCCUGUCCCUCACCAGGAAUGCUGUGGGAUCAGGACCCGCCCCUCUAGCAGGGACCUCCCCAGGGCCAGCCCUGCACCGGUGGCCCUUAGCCUGUACACCCCAGCUGCCUUCUGCCCCCGUGCCUUCACCUUCUCAUGACCCUGCCCCACUGUGGCUGACACUGUCUCGGGGGUGGCCUGCCUCCUACGGCUGUGAAACACAGGCUGGGCAGAGGCCUCCUGGGUAAGUGACCUGAACCAUCCCCGACUAGCCUUGGGGAUCGGUCCCAACCCACGGGACCACAGACCCAGACAGACAGGCAGAAGCCGAUAGGAUCUCCAGGAAGCAGCGCACUGCCGGGGGCCAGCCAGGCGCCACUGCUGCCGCCCUGGCCCGCCAGCACAGCCCUGCUGCUGCUCAACUGCCCAGGCUCCCGACCUGGCUGGCCUAGUUUCACUCGGUUGACAUGAUAACAGGUUGGUGGCCGCCCAGGUUGAGAAGUAGAAGAAAGCCAACCUCCUCCUCUUGCUGGGAGGAGCCCCGCCCCACAAGCAGCCCCACUGGAGUUCCAGGUUCCUGUUGGGGUGCAUGUGGGAGUGGGGAGGGCCCUGGUCUCCCUGUAGAGGUGACACAGCAUCUCCCAAAGCUCCAUUUCUUGGACUGCCACGGAGAGCUUCAGCCAGCAUGGAGCCCUGCCUCUGCCCCUCCUGUGCUCCCUUCCAGCACCUUCCCCGGGGAGUGGACACCUGCACCACACCACAGCCCCCGUCUCACUGCACUCAGCAGGAGGAGCUGUGCUGGCUCAGACAGCUGCAGCGGACCCAGCCCUGCUCAUGGACCCUUUGGAGGACCAGCAGAAGGCACCAGCAGUGUCGCCCUCCUAGGAUACAGCAGCUUUGGGCUGGAGCUAUGGUGUGGAGGCAGGGCCAAGGCAGCUCCCGGCAGUGGCCUGGCUUGCUCAUGAUCACAGCCCUGCUGCUCAGCAGCCUGCCGUGGGGAGCCCAAGGAACGGCUAUCACCAACCUCAGUGUGGAUUGGAGCCAGGCUGUGCCAUUCAGUGGGGGGCCCUACCUGAGCAUCGGAGAUGGCUCCGUCAUGGAGUUCGAGUUCCCCGAGGAGAGCGAGGGCAUCAUCGUGAUCUCCUGCAGGUACGCGGGCCCCAACAUCACAGGACCCGGCCCCACACUGAAAGUCCUCUCCCUGGACACAGAGGUGCUAAGCGUCCGGAACGUGAGUGCCAUGAGCUGGGCCAACGGGGGCAGCUUCUUGGUGAACAUUCGCUCAGGCCUGCCCGGGCUUGUUCCGCUGCACAUCCAGCUCCUGGACCUCCACCAGGCCCCGCCAAGGGUGAUCGAGGAACGGACUGAUUUCUUCAUCAAGGUCUCUCCUGCUGAAGACACCGUGACCGCCCUUGGCACCAGUGUGCUGCACUUCUCUGAGAACCCGGUCCUGUACCUGCUCCUACCUCUCAUCUUUGUCAACAAGUGUUCCUUCGGGUGCAAAGUGGAGCUGGACGUUCUCAAGCGGCUCCUGCAGAGCCCCCAGCCUGUGCUGCUGGGCCUCCUGGGCCAGUUCCUGAUCAUGCCCUUCUAUGCAUUCCUGAUGGCCAAGGUGUGUAUGCUGCCCAAGGCCCUGGCGCUAGGCCUCAUCAUCACCUGCUCAUCGCCCGGCGGCGGGGGGAGCUACCUCUUCAGUCUCUUCCUUGGAGGGGACGUCACCCUGGCCAUCUCUAUGACAUUCAUCUCCACGGUGGCAGCCACCGCAUUCCUGCCGCUGUCUUCAGCCAUUUACAGCCACCUGCUCAGCACCCAUGAGACACUGCACGUGCCCAUCUCCAAGAUCCUGGGGACCCUGCUGUUUAUCGCCAUCCCCAUUGCCACUGGCGUGCUCAUCAGGUCCAAGCUGCCCAAGUUCUCCCAGGUGCUACUGCAGCUCCUCAAGCCCUUCAGCUUUGUGCUGCUCCUCGGAGGCCUCUUCCUCGCCUACCGCACAGGCAUCUUCCUCCUGGCCGGUGUCCAGCUGCCCAUUGUGCUGCUGGGCCUCACGGUGCCUCUGGUUGGCCUCUUGGUGGGCUACUGCCUGGCCAUGUGCCUGAAGCUGCCGGUGGCCCAGCGGCGGACUGUCAGCAUUGAGGUGGGGAUGCAGAACAGCCUCCUGGCUUUGGCCAUGCUGCAACUGUCCCUGCGCCGCCUCCAGGCAGACUACGCCUCGCAGGCGCCCUUCAUUGUGGCUCUGAGUGGCACCUCGGAGAUGCUGGCCUGGGUCAUUGGCCACCUGGUCUAUAGCAGCCUGUUCCCAGUCCCCUGAGGCUGCCGGGUCAAGCUUUCACCCCAUGAGCCCCGCAGUCCACCCACUGUGUGCACAGUUCUUGUGUACCAAAGGCCUCUAGUUCUCACGCACUUUGCACUCGGAAGAUAUCCAGGCUUAUUUUUUUAUUAUUGGUUUUGUUUUCUCCAGCUUUCGGUGCCAAAGAGGUAAUGCUGAGUGAGCACGCUGGGCCCU
Messenger RNA from Sorex araneus (European shrew), 2687 nucleotides. It is a transcript of the gene SLC10A3, whose product is annotated as solute carrier family 10 member 3. NCBI's taxonomy places the organism in Eukaryota, Metazoa, Chordata, Mammalia, Eulipotyphla, Soricidae. Gene Ontology annotation, cellular component: membrane. The record is from RefSeq and is a predicted model, not a curated record. Gene Ontology annotation, molecular function: bile acid:sodium symporter activity. Bases 774 to 2492 code for a protein of 572 amino acids. The transcript has 2 exons. Gene Ontology annotation, biological process: bile acid and bile salt transport.